This is a messenger RNA of Myotis daubentonii (Daubenton's bat), 4744 nucleotides long. RefSeq names its product BCL6 transcription repressor (gene BCL6). Gene Ontology annotation, biological process: regulation of transcription by RNA polymerase II. Gene Ontology annotation, cellular component: nucleus. Lineage: Eukaryota; Metazoa; Chordata; Mammalia; Chiroptera; Vespertilionidae. The record is from RefSeq and is a predicted model, not a curated record. Gene Ontology annotation, molecular function: DNA-binding transcription factor activity, RNA polymerase II-specific; protein binding.
AGGACCGAGUUCUCCAGCUCCCGAGACUGUCGAAACUAGGUCAAUGGGAAGGAAGAAGGGGCGGGGCGACAAGGGAUUGUUGGUAUCGAGCCCUGGUGGGAGGGCUCCCUCUAGUGUUCAGUGGCGGUGAAACAUGAUUACGGGACUCCUAAUUUCCAAUAAGUGCAUUUACUUAAUUUUAACCUCUUUUUCCGGAUUCACACCCCAUCCCAUAUUAAAUUUCAGCCUUCGCUUCCACCAGUACUCCACCGGGCGAAGGAAUGAGAAAGCCUCAAAGUAUGAGGCUGCAGAGGCCCAGUCUUGAACAACGGACCUUAACGCCGCCUCCUUUGCUGACGGGUGGCGCGGCGCUGGGUGUCGCCAACGCCAGUUUUAGGACCCAGCUGUGGCUUGAAAGGCUGCGUCUUUAGCAUCCCCGGUACCCCAGCCCCCACCCCCCCCCCCAAAGUCCCUCUUGGAGCCCGCUGCUGAGAUAAAUAGGAGAUAAAUAUAAUUCCAAGGAAGGCUACGGGAAGGCGCGGCAACCUUAGAGCGCGCGCGCGGCGGGGUCGGUGUCCGGGCCUCUCCUGGAUCCUAACCUUGUUUCUAGGGGGUUUCGGAGAAAUAGAAUUCGGAAAAACCGAAACCUGGCCAGAUUCGGCCUGGCAGCUCUUACUCUAAAGACUUGGGGCGGAAACCCAGCCGAGCUGUGUUCCCCUACUUGCCAACGUAGGCGGAAGGGGCUUUCGGUUUAGUUUUUCUCCAACUCGGCUGGGGUACGCUGCAUACAGACCCUGAGCCCUCUACCUUCAGGCCUUGACGCCUCGCCUAACUAUCCUCUUUAAAAGGAUUUCGGGGCCAAGCGAAAAGAGAAAAGAAAGAAAAAAUGACGCCCCAGGCAAACAAACGCCAGACUUGGGCAACCUGAAGUCAUGAAAUGGACCCGAAAUCCUGAGGUCUAGACCGGCUCUGCUACUAACUCGCCUGACCAUCCCCGUUUAUAAAACUGUUGCGGGGAAGGGUAGGACUCGAGCUGAGUGCCUGGAUGCGCGUGGCCGGCGGAUUUAGGGGAAAGUGUCCGUACUCCCCGCCCGCCUCCGGGGCGCCCCCACCCCGCUCCCUUCCCGGUGAAUCCCCGGCAGCCCGCGCGGCGCAGGCGGCGAUCCCGGCGGCCGUUGGGGGCCAGCGGCUUCCUGGAAAGUUACUUCUCGUUGGAGCCGGCGAUAGGCAGAGAGUGUUCCGUGAACUCCGCUGAGCGGAGAUCGACGACGUUCCGGGAAUGAGAGGGCUGAGCCAUUCCCCUCACUGCCCCCUGCCUUGACGGGUGUAACAGGAAAAGAAAGAGGCACACACAAUGUUAGUUCCCGAGGUGCACGAAAAGUUUUAUCUGAGUACAACCAAAUUCAGGGCUGCCACGGUAGUCCCGCGGGGCCUCCGCCGAGCCCACGGGGACGCGGAGACAGAUGGGCAGCGGUGGUGGCACAAUGCCCCCGGGUGGGCAGCCCCUGGCAGCCAGGUUUUAAGCAAAAUUUUGGACUGUGAAUCAAGGCAUUGGGUGAAGACAAAAUGGCCUCGCCGGCUGAUAGCUGUAUCCAGUUCACCCGCCAUGCCAGUGACGUUCUUCUCAACCUUAAUCGCCUCCGGAGCCGGGACAUCUUGACUGAUGUUGUCAUAGUGGUGAGCCGCGAGCAGUUUAGAGCCCAUAAGACAGUCCUCAUGGCCUGCAGUGGCCUGUUCUACAGCAUCUUCACAGACCAGUUGAAAUGCAACCUGAGUGUGAUCAAUCUGGAUCCUGAGAUCAACCCCGAGGGGUUCUGCAUCCUCCUGGACUUCAUGUACACAUCUCGGCUCAACCUGAGGGAGGGCAACAUUAUGGCCGUGAUGGCCACAGCUAUGUACUUGCAGAUGGAGCAUGUCGUGGACACUUGCCGGAAGUUUAUCAAGGCCAGUGAAGCAGAGAUGGUUCCUGCCAUCAAGCCUCCCCGUGAAGAGUAUCUGAACAGCCGGAUGCUGAUGCCCCAAGACAUCAUGGCCUAUCGGGGCCGCGAGGUGGUGGAGAACAACCUGCCGCUGAGGAACCCCCCGGGGUGUGAGAGCAGAGCCUUUGCCCCCAGCCUGUACAGUGGCCUGUCCACACCGCCAGCCUCUUAUCCCGUGUACAGCCACCUCCCUGUCAGCAGCUUCCUCUUCUCCGAUGAGGAGCUGCGGGAUGCCCGGAUGCCUGUCGCCAACCCCUUCCCCAAGGAGCGGGCCCUCCCCUGCGAUAGUGCCAGGCCAGUCCCUGGGGAGUACAGCCGGCUGGCCAUGGAGAUACCCCACAGUGUGUGCCACAGCAACAUCUACUCACCCAAGGAGACGGCCCCAGAGGAGGCACGGAGUGACAUGCACUACAGUGUGGCCGAGGGCCCCAAGCCAGCUGCCCCCUCGGCCCGGAAUGUUCCAUACUUCCCCUGUGACAAGGCCGGCAAGGAGGAAGAGAGACCCUCUUCAGAGGAUGAAAUUGCCCUGCACUUCGAGCCCCCCAAUGCACCCCUAAACCGGAAGGGUCUGGUUAGUCCCCAGAGUCCCCAGAAGUCCGACUGCCAGCCCAACUCGCCCACAGAGUCCUGCAGCAGCAAGAAUGCCUGCAUCCUUCAGACCUCUGGCUCCCCUCCAGCCAAGAGCCCCACGGACCCCAAAGCCUGCAACUGGAAGAAAUACAAGUUUAUUGUGCUCAACAGCCUCAACCAGAACGCCAAACCGGAGGAGCCCGAGCAGGCCGAGCUGGGCCGCCUUUCCCCUCGAGCCUACCCUGCCCCACCAGCCUGCCAGCCGCCCAUGGAGCCAGAGAACCUUGACCUCCAGUCCCCAGCUAAGCUCAGCGCCAAUGGGGAGGACUCCACCAUCCCUCAGGCCAGCCGGCUCAAUAACAUUGUCAACAGGUCUCUCACAGGCUCCCCCCGCAGCAGCAGCAGCAGUGAGAGCCACUCACCCCUCUACCUGCACCCCCCGAAGUGCACGUCCUGCGGCUCUCAGUCCCCACAGCACACGGAGAUGUGCCUCCACACCACCGGCCCCACGUUCCCCGAGGAGAUGGGAGAGACCCACUCUGAGUACUCGGAUUCCAGCUGUGAGAAUGGGGCCUUCUUCUGCAAUGAGUGUGACUGCCGCUUCUCUGAGGAAGCCUCGCUCAAGAGGCACACGCUGCAGACCCACAGUGACAAACCCUACAAGUGUGACCGCUGCCAGGCCUCCUUCCGCUACAAGGGCAACCUCGCCAGCCACAAGACCGUCCAUACGGGUGAGAAACCCUAUCGCUGUAACAUCUGUGGGGCCCAGUUCAACCGACCGGCGAACCUGAAAACCCACACUCGAAUCCACUCUGGAGAGAAGCCCUACAAAUGUGAAACCUGCGGAGCCAGAUUUGUACAGGUGGCCCACCUCCGCGCCCACGUGCUUAUCCAUACUGGCGAGAAGCCCUAUCCGUGUGAAAUCUGUGGCACCCGUUUCCGGCAUCUUCAGACUCUAAAGAGCCACCUGCGAAUCCACACGGGAGAGAAACCUUACCAUUGCGAGAAGUGUAACCUGCAUUUCCGUCACAAAAGCCAGCUGCGUCUUCACUUGCGCCAGAAGCAUGGCGCCAUCACCAACACCAAGGUGCAAUACCGCGUGUCCGCCACCGACCUGCCCCCGGAGCUGCCCAAGGCCUGCUGAAGCAUGGAGUGUUGACGCUUUCCACUCGAGCCCCUUCUCAGAAUCUACCCAAAGGAUACUGUAACACUUUACAGCAUUCAUCCCAUGAUGUAGUGCCUCUUUCAUCAACUAGUGCAAAUCAUAGCUGGGUAUGGGGGGUGGGGGGAGGGGCGUGGGGACCGGGAGCCAAGGCAGCUCCCCUUCCCCCACUGCCAUCCAACAUUAAGAAAAUAAUAUUGCUUCUUCUCCUAUGUGCAAGGCGAACCAUGUCAGCAAAAAGCAGAAUCAUUUUGUACAUCAAAGUGGGAGAGUAUGCAAAAGCUCUGACUUGACUUAGUCUGCAAAAUGAGGAAUGUAUAUGUUUUGUGGGAACAGAUGUUUCUUUUGUAUGUAAAUGUGCUUUCUUUUAAAAGAAGAGACUUCGGUAUGUUAUCAAACAGAGGGCUUUAAUUUUUUUAACCAAAGGUGAAGGAAUAUAUGGCAGAGUUGUAAAUAUAUAAAUAUAUAUAUAAAAUAAAUAUAUAUAUAUAUAAACCUAAAAAAGAUAUAUUAAAAAUAUGACAUUGUGUUAAAGGCUCGAUUUUGUAUCUGCAGGCAGACACGGAUCUGAGAAUCUUUAUUGAGAAAGAGCACUUAAGAGAAUAUUUUAAGUAUUGCAUCUGUUUAAGUAAGAAAAUAUUUUGUCUAAAAUGCCUCAGUGUAUUUGUAUUUUUUUGCAAGUGAAGGUUUACAAUUUACAAGUGUGUAUUAAAAAAACAAAAAGAACAAAAAAAGCUGCGGAAGGAAAAAUGUGUAGUUUUGUUCUAGUUUCCGGUUUGUAUAUACCUAUACAACGUGUCCUACGGUGCCUUUUUCAUGGAAGUUUUCAACGAUGGAUGGGCGAGCGCUCCAUCCCUUUCUGAAGUGUAGGCAGACACAGGGACUGGAAGUUGUCACUAACAGCCUCUUUGGGAAUGUUUGUCUCAUCCAUCACAUUCUGCGUCGUGCUUGUGUUAGAACUGCUCCGGAGACAGGGUUUGGCUGUGUCUAAACUGCAUUACCGCGAUGUAACAUAUAGCUGUACAAAUACAAGAAUAAAAUGUUGAAAAGUUGA